Dendrobium catenatum is the source of this 666-nucleotide messenger RNA. RefSeq names its product NAC domain-containing protein 92-like. Gene Ontology annotation, molecular function: DNA binding. The record is from RefSeq and is a predicted model, not a curated record. The coding region runs from base 1 to 666 and encodes 221 amino acids. The transcript is spliced from 3 exons. Lineage: Eukaryota; Viridiplantae; Streptophyta; Magnoliopsida; Asparagales; Orchidaceae. Gene Ontology annotation, biological process: regulation of DNA-templated transcription.
AUGGAGCUUUCCCCAGGCUUCCGUUUCCAUCCCACCGAUGAAGAACUCAUCACCCACUACCUCUCCAAUAAAGUUCUGAACACCAGCUUCGACGCUAUAGCCAUAGCCCAAGUCAAACUCAACAAGUGCGAGCCGUGUGACUUACCGAGUAAGAACUUGCAUUCUUCUUCUUCUUCUGUCUCCAUCUCUGCUUCUUCAAUCAUAUACAUAUUAAUAUUAUUUCGUUUGAAUUCAGAAAGGUCCAAAAUUGGCGGCGGCAAAGAAUUUUAUUUCUUUUGUGAACUGGGGCUAAAGUAUUCAACUGGCCUUCGAAGAAAUAGGGCCACUGACGCCGGAUACUGGAAAUCUACAGGAAAGGAUAAGGAGAUCCGAAGGGAAAAUAUACUUCUUGGAAUGAAAAAGACACUGGUCUUUUACAAAGGCAGAGCUCCCAAAGGAGAGAGGACAGAGUGGGUAAUGCACGAGUAUAGAUUGGAAGACAGCUACGAUAAGUGGAUUCUAUGCAGGGUGUUCGAGAAAGGCUUGCCGGGAAAAGAAAAGAAAGCUUUUGGGCUGGCAAAUAUUGAAGAAGAGAUGGCUCGGAGAGUUCCUCUGCCGCCAUUAAUGGAUGCCCAGGGGCUCGAACGUGUGCCUCCCGGGAGGAGCGAGCUCAACUUUGAUAAUUAA